UUCAAAACCGCUUUCUUUUCUGUUCAUUCACUGCAAAUGGGGGAGCCAUGCCAAAAAUAUUGGUUCUCUGAUAUGGAUAUACAAGAUUUUGAUUUCUUUAACCAAAGCCACAACAAGAUUGAGUCACUGGAUGAUGAGGAUCAGAUCUUUCAGGAGAUCAUGCAUCGACCAGCUUUCUCUUCUGACAGUGAAACUCACUCUCCCAAAGUUCAAAGCAAAUCAACCUACGGUGGCAGUGAUUACACAGCCCUCACAAGCAGCAAGAGCAGCAACCUUGUGAUGAAGACCAACAGCUCCAAUAAUUUCCUCUUCUCAUCACAACUUGCACCAGAGAAACCUGCCACUGCCAUUUCUCCAACUGCGUACAUUCUAUCUUUCAAUGACUCCACCGUAGUUGCGGCUACCUGCCAAACCUACGAUGGAAAACAGCCGUACCAAGAGGAUGCAGUUGCAGGGAGUGGUGGCGCGUGUCUUCCCUCAAAAGGGGUCUCAGAAAAACAUGAAAUUGAACCUAAGACCAACUCAGCAACAAGAAAAGGUAGAAGUUCUGCAGAGACACUAGACCAUAUAAUGACUGAGAGAAAAAGGAGACGGGAACUGACAGAGAGAUUCAUUGCACUUUCAGCCACCAUACCUGGUUUGAAGAAGAUUGACAAGGCCACCAUACUUUGCGAAGCAAUCACUUAUGUGAAACGACUUAAAGAACGUGUAAGAGAGCUAGAAGAACAAUGUAAGAGGACAAGGGUAGAGUCAGUGUCAUUUGUUCAUCAGAGAUCCAACAUUAUUUCUACUGAUAAAGGCACAACCUCAGGUGCAACGAAAUCUGAUGAAUGCUAUAAAACCAAUGAAGCACUCCCUACAGUGGAAGCAAGAGUGUUUAAAAAGGAUGUACUGAUCCGGAUUCACUGCAAGAUACAACAUGGCAUUUUGAUAAAAAUUUUGGAUUAUCUUAAUAAUCUUGAUCUCUCCACAACCAGCAACAGUGUAAUGCCAUUUGGAAGUUCCACUCUUGACAUCAGCAUUGUUGCUCAGAUGGGUGAAAAAUUCAACGCAACAAUGAAUGAUCUAGUGAAAAACCUGAGACUGGUUCUGUUGCAGUCAUCUGAAGUUCAAAAAUGAUCCAUGCUAGUGAAUCAAUGAUCAAAGGAGUCUGAUGAUCACAAACUUCUUCUUGUUAGCUCUCUGUGUGGGUUUGAUCUAAAUUCUGGAAUUAGGUUAUGUCUUGUUAUUCAUGAGGGAGAGUCUAUUACUGCUUGAUGAAUACAAUGAUUAUGAUUUCAUGCAUGAUACUUUCAAAUAUAUAUAGAUGACACCAUAUUUAUAUAGACGAUCGCUACGUUUUCUCUUGUAUGAAUUAGAUCAUCUAGCUGCAACUUGCAAGAUAGCUAGGUUUGUUGGUCUCAGUUUGGUGAACUUAUUGUCCUCUCAGAUUAUUUUUGGAAUAAAG
Vigna angularis (adzuki bean) is the source of this 1447-nucleotide messenger RNA. RefSeq names its product transcription factor bHLH18. Bases 37 to 1119 code for a protein of 360 amino acids. The record is from RefSeq and is a predicted model, not a curated record. The transcript has 4 exons. Gene Ontology annotation, molecular function: protein dimerization activity. Lineage: Eukaryota; Viridiplantae; Streptophyta; Magnoliopsida; Fabales; Fabaceae.